This is a messenger RNA of Humulus lupulus (European hop), 3250 nucleotides long. RefSeq names its product polyribonucleotide nucleotidyltransferase 1, chloroplastic. Gene Ontology annotation, biological process: mitochondrial RNA 3'-end processing; mitochondrial mRNA catabolic process. The coding region runs from base 115 to 2910 and encodes 931 amino acids. The transcript is spliced from 25 exons. Gene Ontology annotation, molecular function: polyribonucleotide nucleotidyltransferase activity; 3'-5'-RNA exonuclease activity; RNA binding. Lineage: Eukaryota; Viridiplantae; Streptophyta; Magnoliopsida; Rosales; Cannabaceae. Gene Ontology annotation, cellular component: chloroplast stroma; mitochondrion; cytosol. The record is from RefSeq and is a predicted model, not a curated record.
UUACUCACACCAGAGACCUCUCUCUCUCUCUCUCUUCUCUCUCUCUCUCUACACUCUUCACUCUCCUCUUUCUCAGUAGCCAUAGCCAUAGCCAUAGCCACUGGAAGAAGCACAAUGCAAGCAAACCCUACACUCACCACUACUUACAGUUACAGACCUCUCCUUCACCAUCACCAUCACCAUCACCAUCUCCCUCUCCAGUUUCCUUUCUCCCCAAUUCCAUGGCGCCGUCGUGGUACCUCUCUCAGACUCAGGGUUUCCAAAUCUCACUCUUUCUUCUCUCUCCUACUCUCCGCCAAUAAGAAUCCCUCCCGCUUCGCCUGCAGAGCUCUUCCCGAGCCCGUCUCCGUCAAAAUCCCCGUCGGCGAUAGACAUAUUUCGGUUGAGACCGGCCAUAUUGGUAGACAAGCUAGCGCUUCUGUUACAGUCACUGAUGGAGAAACUAUUGUUUACACCUCUGUUUGUUUGGCUGAUACUCCAAGUGAACCUUCAGACUUUUUUCCUCUUUCUGUAUUUUAUCAAGAGCGUUUUUCAGCAGCAGGUCGAACUAGCGGAGGGUUUUUCAAAAGAGAAGGAAGGACAAAGGAUCACGAGGUUCUGAUCUGUAGAUUGAUUGAUAGGCCUUUGCGUCCAACAAUGCUGAAGGGCUUCUACCAUGAAACUCAGAUACUUUCUUGGGUUCUGAGUUAUGAUGGUUUGCACUCUCCAGAUGCUUUGGCAAUCACAGCUGCAGGAAUAGCAGUUGCUUUAUCGGAAGUGCCAAAUGCAAAGACUAUUGCUGGAGUUCGAAUUGGCCUUGUUGGAGAUAAGUUUAUCGUCAAUCCAACAACAAAGGAGAUGGAAGACUCCAAGUUGGACUUGUUGCUAGCAGGCACAGAUGAUGCAAUAUUAAUGAUCGAGGGUUAUUGUAAUUUUCUUCCCGAGGAAAAGUUGCUGGAAGCUGUACAAGUUGGGCAGGAUGCCGUGCGAGCAAUUUGCAGUGAGGUGGAGUCUUUGGUUAAGAAGUGUGGGAAACCAAAAAUGUUUGAUGCAAUCAAAUUGCCUCCUCCUGAGCUCUAUAAACAUGUCGAAGAUAUUAUUGGCAAUGAGUUAGUGCAGGUCUUGCAGAUUAGGAGCAAAAUACCUAGAAAAAAAGCUCUCACUUUGCUUGAAGAUAAAGUUAUAGACAUAUUGAGUGAAAAAGGGUACAUUAGCUCUGAUGCAAUUCUUGGUGUUAAUGAAACACUAUCUGAUAUACUUGAGGAUGAAGAUGAGGAUGAGGAAGUGGUUGUAGAUGGUGAAGUGGAUGAAGGAGAUGUUCAUAUAAAGCCUACUUUACGAAAAACCACUCCAUUGCUGUUCUCAGAAGUAGACGUGAAGCUAGUAUUUAAAGAAGUUACAUCCAAAUAUCUGCGAAGAUGCAUUGUUGAGAAUGGAAGAAGAAGUGAUGGCCGAACCCUAGAAGAAAUACGUCCAAUAAACUCAAGAUGUGGACUACUUCCAAGGGCACAUGGAAGUGCUCUUUUUACACGUGGUGAAACUCAGUCCUUAGCUGUGGCUACACUUGGCGAUCGACAGAUGGCACAGAGAAUAGACAACCUUGUCGGUGUAGAGGACUGGAAGAGGUUCUAUCUCCAGUACACAUUUCCUCCUUCUUGUGUUGGGGAAGUUGGGCGGAUUGGUGGUCCUAGUAGAAGAGAAAUUGGUCAUGGAAUGCUUGCAGAGAGAGCUCUUGAACCAGUAUUGCCUUCUGAUGAUGAUUUUCCUUACACUGUACGAGUUGAGAGUACCAUCACCGAGAGCAAUGGCUCCUCAAGCAUGGCAUCAGUUUGCGGUGGUUGCUUAGCGUUGCAGGAUGCUGGGGUUCCGAUUAAAUCCCAUAUAGCUGGCAUAGCGAUGGGUUUGGUUCUGGACACUAAAGAAUUUGGUGGCGAUGGUAGUCCAAUUAUUCUAUCAGACAUAACUGGAUCUGAAGAUGCCUCUGGAGAUAUGGAUUUUAAGGUCGCAGGAAAUGAAGAUGGUGUAACUGCUUUUCAGAUGGACAUUAAGGUGGCUGGAAUUACUUUACCUAUUAUGAGAAAGGCACUUCUACAAGCGAAGGAUGGCCGGAAGCAUAUCCUUGCUGAAAUGUUGAAGUGUUCACCUCCUCCGUCCAGAGCGCUUUCAAAGCAUGCCCCGCUGAUUCAUGUCAUGAAGGUCAGACCUGAGAAGAUACAUGUAAUCAUUGGUAGUGGUGGGAAGAAGGUAAAGAGCAUUAUAGAAGAGACGGGAGUAGAUGCUAUUGACACAGAAGAGGACGGGACUGUAAGAUCAGAAGAAAGCCUUGUGAAAAUCACCUCAAGGGAUUUGUUAAGCUUGGAAAAAGCUAGAGCAAUUAUAAGUAAUAUGACAAUGGUUCCAAGUGUAGGCGAUAUUUAUAGGAACUGUGAGAUCAAGUCAAUAACAAAUUAUGGAGCUUUUGUAGAGAUAGCACCUGGACGGGAGGGACUUUGCCAUGUUAGUGAGUUGAGUUCAAAUUAUAUAGCAAAGCCAGAAGACGCUUUUAAAGUUGGAGACCGUUUUGAUGUUAAACUUAUUGAGGUAAAUGAAAAAGGCCAACUUCGGCUUAGUCGUCGAGCUCUACUUCCCGACGCAGAGAAUUCCAGUGACUCAGAAGAUAGUGCAGCAUCACAAGAAACAAGCGAUAAGGGUUCACCUAAGAAAAUGGUGAGUGAACAGUCCAAGGAUAAAGGUGGCGCAACAAAAGGAAGGAGCUCCAGCAAAAGUAACUUAUCAGAAAAUAGCAUACAAAAGAAGUUUAUUCGGAAAUUAGUUGGCCCUGGCAAAGAGAACAAAGAGAAGGAGAAAAAGAGCAGCAGUAAACCACUCAGUAGCAUUUCGAGCAAAGAUGGAAAUAGUUUAGUCAAUGGAGAGGCAAACAAUAUUGGAUAAUGACUUUCAUUUUUGUUGAUUGAUGAGGAAGGAAUACAUCUCUCUCUCAUGCUGAGAGUGGCAUGGCAUGGCAGAAGAACGGCUCCCAUACUGAAACUGACAUUGCAGGGAAAUUCAUAAGGAGAUCUGUUGGUUACCUUGAUGGCUGGUUGGUUCUAACGAGCUCGAUUGUUGAAAUUUCAGUGCAGAAUGCAGAGUGUAGUUGGAUGCAUAUAAUAGCUUCUUUCUUUCUUUCUUUCUCAUAUUGUGUUCUUUUAGAAAACCUCAUGUCAUGGCCACUAUAAAUUUACAGAAAAAAUGAUUGGUUCUUGAUUUAAGAUGUGCAUGUUAUUAGUUUCUA